AUGGGAUCGACAGUUGUGCCCAAUGACAUCGUGCUGUUCAACUACCCGUCCUCGCCCUUCGGGAGGAGGAUACAGUGGUACCUGCAGCUGCGGGCAAUCGAAUAUGCCCUCGUGGAACAACCAGUCAUGAUGCCGCGCACAGAUCUCGAGAAGUUGGGCGUCAAGUAUCGGCGAAUACCUAUUCUGGCGAUUGGUCGAGAUGUGUAUCUCGACACGAGGCUCAUUCUGCGGACGCUGGAGAAGAAGUUCCCGGAUGGUAAGCUGGGCAGUGACAAACCGGAACAGCAGUUCAUAGAGAAGCUGUUGGAUAAGUACAUGGUCGAAGGGCCGGUUUUCCAACAAACCGCAGGACUGGUGCCAUCGGCGUUUCUCAAAGACCCUUCGUUUGCUAAAGAUAGGAAGGGGUUCUUGGGCAGAAAUUGGACACCCGACGAGCUGGAUGAAGGUCGACCGGAGAGUCUGGUAUUCGUUCGGAAUUUGUUCGACUUGCUGGAAACGACGAUUCUGGCCGAUGGGCGAAAUUGGGUUCUUGGGACCGAGCGGCCUUCGUUGGCGGAUAUACAAGCAAUCUGGCCAGUCGAUUGGGCAACCAGCAUGAACAUGCCGUCCCAUGUCGUGUCGGAGGAAUUGUUUCCCAAGGUGUAUGCCUGGAUAUCGCGUUUUCAGCAUGCCCUCAAAGAUGCUGCCGCGUCUUGUUCAGAACCAGUUCCCUUGAAUGGAGACGAGGCAGUUAGCUACAUGAAGACGUUCAAAGAGAGUCAGCAGGCGACUGCUGAAGAUGUAGUCGACAAACACGACCCCCAGGAAGUCGAGCGCGGCACGCUUGUGGAGAUGUACCCUUCGGACUGGGGCAGCGAACAUCGCGACGCGGGACGGCUAGUUGCCUUAGCUCGAGACGAGGUGACGAUCAUGGCGGAGGGAGCUCUAGGCUUGCGCAUACAUGCACCGCGCACAGGCUUCAAGAUGACGGCUGUUGAGAAGAACGCGGCGAAGGGUGGCACAAAGCUGUGA
Messenger RNA from Paraphaeosphaeria sporulosa, 1011 nucleotides. RefSeq lists its product as uncharacterized. Lineage: Eukaryota; Fungi; Ascomycota; Dothideomycetes; Pleosporales; Didymosphaeriaceae. The record is from RefSeq and is a predicted model, not a curated record. The coding region runs from base 1 to 1011 and encodes 336 amino acids. The transcript has 3 exons.